Molecule: messenger RNA, 216 nt
Organism: Arabis nemorensis
Lineage: Eukaryota; Viridiplantae; Streptophyta; Magnoliopsida; Brassicales; Brassicaceae
Source: the annotation of a GenBank genome assembly
AUGGCGUCGUCGUCUCAACUUCAACCAGAGAAGAAUAAGGUGCGGGUCAUCUGGACAAAGACAAUGAAGAGCACUAUGAUGUCAACGAGUUUCGGAAUCUCAUCAACAACGAAAUUUCUCCAUCCUUCCUUUCUACCCAAGGGAUUAAAUUUGUACCUUGUCCAGAAAGAAAGUCGAUAUGCUGGAACUGUGAAACAGACCAAGACCAGAUUAUAA